This is a messenger RNA of Anoplophora glabripennis (Asian longhorned beetle), 893 nucleotides long. It is a transcript of the gene eIF4EHP, whose product is annotated as eukaryotic translation initiation factor 4E type 2. The transcript has 6 exons. Gene Ontology annotation, biological process: translational initiation. The record is from RefSeq and is a predicted model, not a curated record. NCBI's taxonomy places the organism in Eukaryota, Metazoa, Arthropoda, Insecta, Coleoptera, Cerambycidae. The coding region runs from base 81 to 779 and encodes 232 amino acids. Gene Ontology annotation, cellular component: cytoplasm; eukaryotic translation initiation factor 4F complex. Gene Ontology annotation, molecular function: translation initiation factor activity; RNA 7-methylguanosine cap binding.
UCGUAGUAGAAAAUAAGUUUGUACUAUUUAUAAAUUAAAUAAACUAUUAAACUAGCUCGAGGCUGUGAUAAUAGUAUUUUAUGGUGUAUAAUAUUAACAGUACCGGUUGCAAUAUGUCGAACAAGUUUGAAAAUUUGAAACAUCACCAUGUGGACAACUCAGAUAGUGGCAGUGGGGACGAGGAAGUCGGUCCGAAUAUUUCAGACUUGGGCCCCAUAGAGUAUCCGCCUGGGGAGCACAGACUUCAACAUCCGUAUUGCCUCUGGUUCUCGAAAAGACCUUCACAAAUACAGGGUUCGCAGGGAUAUAGUCAAGCACUAAGGUUGGUAGGGCAGGUCGGCACAGUGGAACAGUGGUGGGCGCUAUAUUCCCAUAUGGUGAGGCUACAAGACAUACCAGCCCAUAGAGACUUACACCUCUUUAAAAAGGGUAUAAAACCCAUGUGGGAAGACUCGGCGAAUAAAAAAGGGGGCAAGUGGGUUAUAAGGCUUCGAAAAGAACAGGCGGGGAAAGCUUGGGAAAAUUUGUGUAUGGCUAUGUUAGGCGAACAAUUUAUGGCAGGGAACGAAAUAUGCGGAGUGGUCGUGUCGACUAGAUAUCAAGAGUACCUCUUAAGUAUUUGGAAUCGGACUGCGUCGGAUCAAGCGACGACGGCUCGGAUUCGGGACGCCCUCAAACGUUUACUAAAUAUACCACCAAGUGCCACCAUGGAGUACAAAACACACAAUGAUUGCCUUAAGGCCGCGAAAACUAUACCAAACAAUGCAUUGAAAAGUUGACUGCAUGACAUUGUGACUAUAGAAAUUUGAUUACAAAUCUGUUAACAGUUCUUUUUUUUUUUUCUUUUAACCCAGUGUCUAUGAAUUUGAAAAAAGAUCAAUGUUUUACUUUUA